Asparagus officinalis (garden asparagus) is the source of this 4178-nucleotide messenger RNA. RefSeq names its product protein TPR2-like. The record is from RefSeq and is a predicted model, not a curated record. Lineage: Eukaryota; Viridiplantae; Streptophyta; Magnoliopsida; Asparagales; Asparagaceae. Gene Ontology annotation, molecular function: protein binding. Gene Ontology annotation, biological process: regulation of DNA-templated transcription. The transcript is spliced from 26 exons. The coding region runs from base 533 to 3979 and encodes 1148 amino acids.
UGUAGGAGCAGAGGCAGCGCCAUAUAAAAGGCGAAAGUUAAGAGAGAGAGAGAGAGAGAGAGAGAGAGAAUCUCGAAACCCUAGAAAUUGAAGGGUUCUGACCUCGGAAUCUUGUCGAAGCUCAACGUUGAAUCGUUUUUUUUCCUUGAUCGGAGGCCAGAUUGAUAUUUUUGUUGAGGUUUUGGAAAGGGGAGCUUCUUGUUGAGUUCAGAUCCGGUAGCAGAUCGUUGAAAGGAGCUCAUUUGAUAGGGUUUUCAUCAUUUUCUUGGGGUUUUUGGUUGGUUUUGGGAGUUUGAGGGUUUGGUUUGGUCGUGAGCUUUGAUCUGGGGAGAGAGGAGGAGGAGCUGUACUUUUUUUAUGAAUUUUCUGAUUUUUUUUGUAUUUUAAUAUUUGAGGUUUAUUUGAAGUUUGGUAGUUGGGUGGGGUUUCGUUUGGAAUUGCGAGAAAGGAAGCGGCUUUCGUCGUGAAUAAAUAAAAAGGGGGAAAUUAAAAACCAGAUUUUGCGCUGGAGCGUUUAGGAGUUGCGGGAACUAUGUCCUCUUUGAGUAGGGAACUCGUUUUCCUCAUUCUCCAGUUCUUGGAUGAGGAGAAAUUUAAAGAGGCUGUUCACAGGUUGGAGCAGGAGUCAGGGUUUUACUUCAAUAUGAAGCAUUUCGAGGAGCAAGUUCAAGCAGGAGAAUGGGAUGAAGUCGAGAAGUAUCUUGGCGGAUUUACAAAGGUCGAGGACAAUAGGUACUCGAUGAAAAUCUUCUUCGAGAUCAGGAAGCAGAAGUACCUUGAAGCUCUAGAUAGUCAUGACAGAGCUAAAGCUGUGGAAAUACUUGUUAAGGAUCUUAAGGUCUUUGCUUCAUUCAAUGAAGAGCUCUUCAAGGAGAUUACCCAUUUGCUCACCCUUGACAAUUUCAGGCAGAAUGAGCAACUAUCUAAAUACGGAGAUACAAAGUCAGCUCGAAAUAUAAUGCUAUUGGAGCUUAAGAAGCUUAUUGAGGCUAACCCUUUGUUUCGUGACAAGCUUACACUCCCAGCCUUUAAAGCUUCUAGACUGCGAACAUUGAUUAACCAAAGUCUUAAUUGGCAGCAUCAACUUUGCAAGAACCCUCGCCCCAACCCUGACAUCAAGACACUUUUUAUGGAUCACACAUGUGCUCCUACUAAUGGAACAAGGCCUCCACCGACCAAUGGUCCGCUUGUAGGAUCCAUUCCUAAGCCUGGGCCUUUUCCUCCUCUAGGUGUUCAUAGUAUGCAACCUUUCCAGUCUGUAAUUGCUCCAUCUGCAAGUGCAAUUGCAGGAUGGAUGACGGGUGGUAAUCCAUCGAUGCCACAUGCUGCUGUAGCCCAAGGGCCUCCAGGUCUUGUACAGCCUCCUAAUGCAACUGCAUUUUUGAAGCAACCUAGAGCUCCUGCGAAUGCUGCUGGUAUGGAUUAUCAUACAGCUGAUUCUGAACACUUGAUGAAGAGAAUGCGAACUGGCCAAUCUGAUGAGGUGUCAUUCUCUGGCGCCUCACAUCCACCCAAUAUUUGUUCCCAAGAUGAUCUUCCCAAAUCUGUAGCGCGAACACUUAGUCAGGGUUCUAAUGUCAUGAGCUUGGAUUUCCAUCCACAUCAUCAAACAUUACUUUUAGUUGGAACAAAUGUUGGAGAUAUUGGAAUAUGGGAAGUUGGAUCUCGGGAGAGGAUAGCGCACAAGAGUUUUAAGGUCUGGGAUGUACAAAACUGUUCUGUGCCCCUACAGGCAGCAUUGAUGAAAGAUGCUACUGUAUCUGUCAAUCGUUGCGUAUGGAGCCCGGAUGGAUCUGUCAUUGGGGUUGCUUUCUCAAAGCAUCUAGUUCACACAUAUGCUUAUAUUCCAAAUGGAGAGCUGAGGCAACAGUUAGAAAUUGAUGCUCAUAUAGGUGGUGUCAAUGACAUUGCAUUUUCUCAUCCGAAUAAAAGCUUGUCAAUCAUUACCUGUGGUGAUGAUAAGACAAUUAAGGUAUGGGAUGCUAUCACAGGACAGAAACAUCAUGUGUUCGAAGGUCAUGAAGCUCCUGUAUAUUCUGUUUGUCCUCACCAGAAGGAGGCAAUACAGUUUAUAUUCUCAACUGCUGUUGAUGGAAAGAUCAAAGCAUGGCUAUAUGAUAAUUCUGGAUCUAGGGUAGAUUAUGAUGCUCCUGGACUCUGGGUAGAUUAUGAUGCUCCUGGACUCUGGUGCACCACAAUGGCAUAUACUGCUGAUGGCUCAAGGCUAUUUUCAUGUGGAACUAGUAAAGAUGGUGAUUCCCAUUUGGUUGAGUGGAAUGAAACAGAAGGCGCUAUUAAAAGGACAUACUCUGGAUUCAGGAAACGCUCACUAGGCGUUGUACAAUUUGACACAACCAGGAAUCAUUUCUUAGCUGCUGGAGAUGAAUUUAUGAUUAAGUUCUGGGACAUGGAUAAUACCAAUUUAUUGACUACAACAGAUGCUGAGGGGGGAUUGACAGCAAGUCCUCGACUAAGAUUUAACAAAGAGGGAUCUUUGCUUGCUGUUACAACUAAUGAUAAUGGAAUUAAGAUCUUAGCAAACAUUGAUGGACAGUGCUUGCUCAGGAUGCUGGAGAGCAGAACUUUUGAAGGCUCUCGAGGCCCUCAGCAAAGUAAUUCCAAGGCUCCAAUUGUUAAUGUACUGGGCUCCAUUUCAAAUGUUUCUAGCCCUAUUGUGUCCGCUCUGGAGCGCCCUGAUAGAGUUCCACCUGGAGUGCCUAUGAGCAGUCUGGCCACUAUGGACAAUAACAGGGUAAUAGACAUUAAGCCACGAAUUGCAGACGAUUCUGACAAGCCAAAGAGCUGGAAAUUGGCGGAUAUAGUGGACUCUGCUCACCUUAAAGCCUUGCGGUUGCCAGACACCAUGGCAACACCAAGCAAGGUCGUUCGAUUGCUAUAUACGAACUCUGGGUUGGCUGUCUUAGGUCUUGGCUCAAAUGCUACCCAUAAACUGUGGAAGUGGCAGCGUAAUGAAAGAAAUUUGCUGGGCAAGUCCACUGCUUCUGUUGUACCUCAUUUGUGGCAGCCAACAAAUGGUAUUCUCAUGACCAAUGACACAAAUGACAGCAACCCUGAAGAGUCAAGUGCAUGUAUUGCUUUGUCGAAGAAUGAUUCUUACGUCAUGUCUGCUUCUGGUGGAAAAGUUUCAUUGUUCAACAUGAUGACAUUCAAGGUUAUGACGACUUUUAUGCCACCCCCUCCAGCAGCAACCUUCUUGGCAUUUCACCCUCAGGAUAAUAAUAUUAUUGCCAUAGGGAUGGAGGAUUCCUCUAUUCAAAUAUAUAAUGUCAGAAUCGAUGAGGUUAAAACCAAGCUCAAAGGCCACCAUGAGAAAAUCACCGGCCUUGCAUUCUCCCAAACACUGAAUGUUCUUGUGUCCUCCGGAGCUGAUGCUCAGUUAUGUGUUUGGAGCAUUGAUGGAUGGGAGAAGAGGAAGUCUAAAUUUAUUCAGGCACCUGCUGGCCGUGCAAACCCACUGGUUGGGGACACAAGAGUUCAGUUUCACAAUGAUCAGACACACAUUUUGGUUUCCCACGAAAGCCAGAUUUCGAUUUACGACAGCAAGCUAGAUUGCUUAAGGACGUGGUCUCCUAGAGAUUCUCUCUCUGCUCCAAUUUCAAGCGCAGUAUACUCAUGCAAUGGGAUGCUGGUGUAUGCUGGAUUUUGUGAUGGUGCAGUUGGAGUUUUUGAUGCCGAUAGCCUAAGACUUCGUUGCCGGAUUGCACCUUCUGCCUAUAUUUCGCCUUCUGCUUCCAGCAAUGGAUCGGUCUAUCCUAUGGUGAUCGCGUCUCACCCGUCAGAGCCGAACCAGAUAGCAGUGGGGAUGAGCGACGGAACAGUGUACGUAGUGGAGCCAUCGGAUGCAGAUCUGAAAUGGGGAAACCCGUCUCCACAAGAGAAUGGAGGAGGAGCCCUCCCCUCCAUUUCCUCCAAUCCUUCGCUUAGCAGUCAAGCAUCAGAACCGCCCGCAGCAAGGUGACAGAAAUUGCUGCCUGUUAUAGGAACUAUAUAGGAAUGAUUCAGUGUUCGUAAGAUGAAAGCUAAUGAUUAGCUUAGGUUUCAGUUGUAAAGUUGGUUGUAUGUGUUUUUCAUUAGUUGUUCACAUGUAUUUAUUUGUUGGUGAAAGUGCAGGAGGAUGGAUUCUGGUAUACAAUGAGAAAUAAUUUCUGUGGUGAUGA